AUGUUCUCCGGUGAAGAGUGCUUUUUAGCCUCCCAUGAGUGGCAUGAUAAGAUGCGACAGCAAUACACAUCCGACUUGCCCCCAGAAGUGCACAACAGCAUCGAAGUAUUUAUUACAUAUUUCACAUAUGCUCCGAGUCUUGUGCAUAAGCUCUAUAGUUUGAAGCAUGUCGACGCCACAAGUGCCGAAGCUCUCCAAACAGUCUCAGAGGUCACACCCAAAGCCCUCGAAAUGCAGAUGAAACUGGCUAUAUGGCAUGGGCAAUUUUCUCAAAUUGUACCACCGCCAAUUGAAACUAUGUCCUCAAUUGGGGAUGAACUCUAUCCGAUUAUCCUCACAUAUACAGACGUGAGCUAUGCGACGAUCUACUGCAGUUACUAUUCUUACAUGGUAAUCAUUCAUGAAAUUUUGAAAACUUGUGGCUAUCCCGGUGAGCAUGAAGCCAUGGUUGCCUAUUUCAGAGACCAAAUUUGCAAGUCAGUCGAAUACAACAGUGUGGGAGUGAUGGGUCCAUACCGAAUGGGUUUUCCUCUCCGCGUGGCAUUCGAAGUUGCAGAUCCAGUGACAAGCUCUUGGAUUCUGAACCGGCUUGGACAAUUUUCAAAGAUCUACGCAGCCGCCCAACCAGCAAACUAUCGUACUGUCCUAUGA
Penicillium griseofulvum is the source of this 651-nucleotide messenger RNA. RefSeq lists its product as uncharacterized. Bases 1 to 651 code for a protein of 216 amino acids. The transcript has a single exon. NCBI's taxonomy places the organism in Eukaryota, Fungi, Ascomycota, Eurotiomycetes, Eurotiales, Aspergillaceae. The record is from RefSeq and is a predicted model, not a curated record.